AUGGCCUGUUGUACCACUAGCUUCUGUGGAUUCCCCAGCUGCUCCACUGGUGGCACCUGUGGCUCCAGCUGCUGCCAGCCCAGCUGCUGCCCAACCAGCUGCUGCCAGCCCAGCUGCUGCCAGCCCAGCUGCUGCUCAUCUGGCUGUUGUCAGCCCAGCUGCUGCUCCUCCGGCGGCUGUGGGUCUGGCUUUGGCACUGGUGGUGGCCAGGGGGGAAGCGGUGGAGCCAUGACCUGCCGCGUCAGGUGGUGCCGCCCUGACUGCCGCGUGGAGGACACUUGCCUGCCCCCCUGCUGUGUGGCCAGCUGCACCCCCCCAACCUGCUGCCAGCUGCACCAUGCCCAGGCCUCCUGCUGCCGCCCAUCCUACUGUGGACAGUCCUGCUGCCGCCCAGCCUGCUGCUGCUGCCGCUGCCCGACCAGCUUCUGCGAGCCCAGCUGCUGUUGA
Molecule: messenger RNA, 447 nt
Organism: Sorex araneus (European shrew)
Lineage: Eukaryota; Metazoa; Chordata; Mammalia; Eulipotyphla; Soricidae
Product: keratin-associated protein 9-3-like
Exons: 1
Coding region: 1-447 (148 amino acids)
Cellular component (GO): keratin filament
Source: RefSeq, a predicted model, not a curated record